UUUUUAGUUUAAUAGAUUACUUGAGUGAUCUGCACGUCAACAUAGAAAAGUAUAAGGUGUUUAUCAUAAAUCAAAAUAUAAUUUUUUUAAAAAAGCUGUAAACUCAAAGAUGACAUCUAUUGCUGAGCUCCCUUGCUAUACAUUAAUUAAUUAUCCGAUUGAAAAUGAACCUGUCACAGAAGCAAAACUCAAAGAAGAUCUUGAGCGUGGUGACAUACCUGCUAAAACAACAGCUCUUAAAAAAGUUAUGUAUCAACUUCUUAAUGGUGAAAAGAUGCCUUCAAUAUUGAUGACAAUUAUUAGAUUUGUGCUUCCACUGCAAGAUCAUACCAUUAAAAAAUUGCUCCUUAUUUUUUGGGAAAUUGUUCCGAAAACAUCAAGUGAUGGCAAGUUAUUGCAAGAGAUGAUUUUGGUUUGUGAUGCUUACCGAAAGGAUCUUGAACACCCUAAUGAGUUUAUACGAGGAUCAACAUUAAGAUUUUUGUGCAAGUUAAAGGAAUCAGAGCUAAUCGAGCCAUUAAUGCCUGCAAUUCGUGCCUGUCUUGAACAUCGUCAUUCAUAUGUUCGUCGAAAUGCUGUGUUUGCCAUUUAUACAAUAUAUAGAAACUUUGACUUUUUAAUACCUGAUGCUCCUGAACUGGUUUAUGAAUUUCUUGAAAAAGAACAAGAUGCAUCUUGCAAGCGAAAUGCUUUUAUGAUGUUAAUUCAUGUUAAUCAGGAAAAAGCUUUGGACUAUCUGAGUACCUGCAUUGAGCAAGUUCAUUCUUUUAAUGAAAUCCUUCAACUUGUUAUUGUGGAGCUUAUAUACAAGGUUUGUAUUGCAAACCCACAAGAACGCUCUCGAUUUAUCAAAUGCAUUUAUAAUUUGUUGAAUUCUUCUUCUAAUGCUGUACGAUACGAAGCUGCUGGGACCUUAGUCACACUUUCCUCAGCUCCAACAGCAGUUAAGGCUGCAGCAAGCAAUUACAUUGAGCUGAUUUUAAAAGAAAGUGAUAACAAUGUGAAGCUUAUUGUACUUGACAAGUUGAUCAAGUUGAAAGAAAAUCCAGUUCAUGAAAGAGUCUUACAGGAAUUAGUAAUGGAUAUUUUGCGUGUGUUAGCUAGUCCUGACCUUGAGGUUCGAAAGAAAACAUUGGACUUGGUACUUGAGUUAGUAACUCUAAGAAACAUAAAUGAGGUUGUUAUGAUUCUUAAAAAAGAGGUUACUAAAACACACACAGAAAGUGAGAAGGGAGAUUUAAUAGGGAACUAUCGUCAAAUCUUAGUGAGAACACUUCAUUCUUGUUGCAUCAAAUAUCCUGAUGUUGCUCCAACAGUUGUGCCAAUGCUAACAGAAUUCUUGGGUGAUGAAAAUGAGCAAGCAGCUCUUGAAGUUUUGUUAUUUAUUCGUGAAGCUGUUCUUAAAUUUGUUUCUCUGAAAGCUGUCAUAUUAGAGAAAUUAUUAGAAAAUUUCCGUACUAUUAAGAAUGUUAAAAUACAUCGUCAUGCCCUUUGGAUUUUAGGAGAAUACUGUCAGCAAUCAAAUGAUAUUCUAAGUGUUAUGAAUGAAAUUAAAGAUGGACUUGGGGAGCUUCCCCUUGUUGAUGAUGAAUUAAGAAAAAUGGCAGGUACAAAAGGUGAAGAAACUGAUGAAGACAAAAAAUCUGUUCCUUCUCAGCGUAUGAUGGUUACAGCUGAUGGUACGUAUGCUACUCAAAGCGCUUUUGUUACCAAGUCAUCAACAGUCGAAGCUGAUACUCGACCACCUCUCAGAAAUUAUUUGAUGAAGGGUGAUUUUUUUAUUGGCAGUGUUAUUGGAAGUACUCUUACAAAACUGGCAUUAAAGUUUACAGAUGUAUCUCAAGAUAUAGUUUCAAAAAAUAAGUUUGUUGCUGAGACUAUGUUUGUGAUUGCAAGUAUUAUUCAUUUUGGUAAAUCUGGUAUUCCAGAAAAACCGAUCACUGAAGAAGACUUAGGUAGACUUGCAAUAUGCAUAAAAGUUUUAUCAGAACAGAAUGCUUUCAUGAAAAACCUUUUCAAAGUUGAAUGUCGAAAUGCUGUUUCAGACAUGUUGGAUGGAAGCAAACAAAUAAUUCAGUAUCAAGGUGAGGUUAAUAAAAAAACAGUGUUUUCCCAACCUGAUGAAUCGAUAGCGUUCCUGCAGCUUUUUGUAAAAUCAGAUCAAUCUGUUGCUGAAAAUCAGUUUGAAGUCAGUUUACUUCAAGCUAUUAAUAGUCCUUUGAUGAAAAAAGAAGAUGAAAGCAUGAGUUCAAAGUUAAAUAAGGUAGCACAACUGACAGGAUUUUCUGAUCCAAUUUAUGCAGAAGCAUAUGUUAACGUGAACCAAUAUGAUAUUGUUUUAGAUGUACUUAUUGUUAAUCAAACCACCGACACAUUGCAAAAUGUUACUUUAGAACUUGCUACUCUAGGAGAUUUAAAGCUGGUUGAAAAACCAUCAUCUGUUACAUUAGCUGGACAUGACUUUUCUAAUAUUAAGGCAAGUGUUAAAGUUGCAUCAACAGAAAAUGGAAUAAUAUUUGGUAACAUUGUUUAUGAUGUGAGUGGUGGAAGUGGUGAUAGAAACUGUGUUGUCUUAAAUGAUAUUCAUAUUGACAUCAUGGAUUAUAUAAUUCCUGCAUCUUGCACAGAUACAGAGUUUAGGCAAAUGUGGGCAGAGUUUGAGUGGGAAAAUAAAGUCUCUGUUAACACUAACAUUACAGACACUCGUGAAUAUCUUGAUCAUAUUAUCAAAUGUACAAAUAUGAAAUGUCUUACGCCCGAAAAGGCAAUAUCAGGUGAUUGUGGUUUUCUUGCUGCAAACUUAUACGCCAAAAGUAUAUUUGGCGAGGACGCGUUAGCAAAUUUGAGCAUAGAAAAACCGUUAAAUGGUGGUCAUGACGCCUCAGUCAUUGGUCAUAUUAGAAUUCGUGCCAAAAGUCAGGGUAUGGCUUUGAGUCUUGGCGAUAAAAUCAAUCUCUCUCAAAAAAAGAUAGUAAAAAUAUAGAACUUUGUAAAAGAAAAUAAAUCCAUCAUUUUA
This is a messenger RNA of Hydra vulgaris (swiftwater hydra), 3016 nucleotides long. It is a transcript of the gene copb, whose product is annotated as coatomer subunit beta. Gene Ontology annotation, biological process: intracellular protein transport; intra-Golgi vesicle-mediated transport; endoplasmic reticulum to Golgi vesicle-mediated transport. The record is from RefSeq and is a predicted model, not a curated record. Gene Ontology annotation, molecular function: structural molecule activity. NCBI's taxonomy places the organism in Eukaryota, Metazoa, Cnidaria, Hydrozoa, Anthoathecata, Hydridae. Gene Ontology annotation, cellular component: COPI vesicle coat; cytoplasm.